CUUUCUCCUUGAGUCAUCCAACAUGGCCGCCAGCAAUUACUACGGCUAUUCUUCGGGAGGACAACACACGCAGGGUUUUACUCAAGCUCAGAAUCCAUCGAUUCAAACCAGUUAUGGAACACCCCAAGGAACUACUGGUUACGGAGUUCAAGCUUCUGCUCCCGCUGGAGGGCACUAUGUUCCCCCACAAAAUCAAGCACCUAGACAAGUCGUACAAGCGCCUUACUCAGCUGGCACAACUGCUUAUGCUCAACAAGGAUCUUCCGCGCAAGGAGGUGCUUAUGGCUAUACGGCAAGACAACAGGACGCUCCGCCACCACCGCCACCGGCAAAUGCCUCUUAUCAGGCAGCUCACGGCGCUUACCAAGCACAUCACGGUUCAGCUCAAUACUACGAUCGCGAGGCCUACGAAACCAAGGCGUCUUAUUAUUCGCAACAGCCGUCCACGAACGUACAGGGCGGACAAAAUGCUUAUUACGCUCAGAACACUACUGGGGCAGCCAAAGCAGCUUACCCAACGUCUGGAACAAAUGUUUAUCCGACAUCAGUGAGCGCUACGCCGGUUAUUGCGAAAACUCAUCCAACCCAAGCUUACUCUUCUCAAUCGUCCACUGUGGCUUAUCCGUAUUCUAACGCUCGUACACAGACAACCGCUUACGGCCAAACAAGUUCGUACAACACUUCAAGUUAUGGUGGUUCCUCGACUGGGAAUGCCGCAAAUUACCAACCUCAAGCUUACGAGGCAGCUGUCUAUAACGCUGCCGCGGCCUUCGUUCAACAACAACAUCAUCAACAGACACCACAACGGCAAGGGUGGAAAAACAAGAUCGGAGCCGGUCAACAGAAACAGCAGAUGAUGAAGCCUAAGCCACCGCCGAAACAACCUCAACUUCAUUACUGCGAUGUUUGCAAGAUUAGUUGUGCUGGACCACAGGUUAGUAUCAAUAAAUAUUUCAACAUCGCACAUGAAAUUUUUUUUUAUAUAACUUACAUGUACCUUUAAAACAUGUAUUAUUUAACUUAUGAAUACGCACUAAACCAACUUUCCGACCGCUUUUGAGUCUUAUAUUUAUUUUUUCGUUCUCAAGACUUGUUAUGAGCAAAAGUUUUUAACACGGUUCUUUAUGUACCUUUGCUGGUUGUGGCCACGUGUGAAGCAUUAAGCGUGUCAAAUGCUAUUUUUGUGUCACCUGAGUUUGCAAGUCUCGGCGACGACUGUAGUUGUACUGCACUUGCAUUAGAUAUGUCUAUAAACUUGAAAUGCCUGCAGUGAUUAGAUAUUCUGUUUGUUUAAUAUUGAUUGAAAUUACUUCUUUCAGACAUACAGAGAACAUUUAGAGGGUCAGAAACAUAAGAAGAAGGAACAAGCUGCCAAGCAAAAAGAAAAGGAAUCUCUUCCAUCUAAUGCAUAUCGUUGUGAGCUUUGUGAUGUCACUUGUACAGGGACUGAUGCAUUUGCCGCCCAUCUUAAAGGUUCAAAACAUCAGAAGGUAAAAGUUGUUUAUUAUUGCACAAUGGAAUACAAAUUUGGGAUAUCUAGCAGGCUGUGUUGAAGAGAUUUUUAUCUGUUUCACAUCUCUGCCACACACUCAUUGCUAUAUGAAUGAGUUUAAUCACUCGCGUGCAAUUUAGAUAGCUAGUUUCAUUAUUUGAGUUUUGAAUGUGAUAUCUUUUUGGACUGCUACAAUUUAGGCAUGAUUUAUUGGAAUGAUCCAUGGAUUUAAUGUACAUGUAUUCAACAUUUCUCUUAUUUUGUGAUCAAGUUAACCCUUUACAUCCUAACAUCAGUAUCCAUAUUCUCUAUACUCUUCUGUAUACAUUUCCUUUAGUACUGACAAGGAGAAUUUGUUUAACCUUGACAGUCAUGUCCUUUACUCACACAAUCUUAAAGAAUGAUUCAGCAGUGAUACUGUAAGAAGGAAUUAGAUGAUGCUCACUCCCAAGCUUUAAAGGGUUAACAGAAACUGAUAGGAUUGCAUUGCGAUUUAUUGUAUAAUCAAAUGUAAAGAAAGGGUAACCACCUGGGUAAUGUAUCUAGACUCUGAUUUUGUGCUUUUACAGGUUGUGAAACUACAUCAGAAGCUUGGUAAACCAAUUCCUGAACCUGCACCACUGAAACCUCCAGAACCCAAGGAGACCAAAGAAAAUAGUGACAAGAAAGCUGGCAAUGGGAACAAAGGAGCUAUGCGAAAACAGCCUCCAAAGAAGAUGGCUGCUCCUAAGAUCACUUUUGUUGGUGGCACAAAGCUAACUUCCACAGGACUUGUCAAGAGUGAGGCUGGGUCCACAAAUUCUGGUGUUUCUGCUGGUACCUCUACUGCUGGUACACCAGUGGGACAAGAUGCUGAAAUGGAAGAGGGUUGGUACUACUGUUUUCUUCCUGGUCAAUUUAUUAAACAUUCAAUUUCAGUAUCAGUACAGGUACAUGUAAUUAACAGUCAUAACCCAAGAGUUGUUUUUUAGAAUUCCAUAAUCUAUGCAUUGACAUUGAUUUCCAAGAAUUUUUAGAUUUCUGAUUGGUUAAGUUUAAUUUUUUCAAAUGAUUGUUGUAUAGAUGUGUAAAACUGUGGUUAAAGACUCAAAUCUGGAUCUUUGUAUUUCUAAAUGAAUAAUAGGCUGUCACCUUUAAACAAUGGAAACCUAAGGUGUAAUUUGUACUCACUUUAAUAUGUGUAAAUAUUUUUGACUUUGAAUAAAGGAGGUAAGUUUCUAAAGAAACUGUGGUGCUGUGUAGGUGGUAGAGUAUAAAAAGAUAAUUUGGUACAAUCAACUGAGUUGAUUACUUGAAUUGGCCAUCGUUAAAAUUUUUAAAGCUGACGUUUCAAGUGUUAGUCCUUUGUCAGAGGGAAUCAAUUGCUCUGACGAAGGCUUUGAAACUCUUAACAGUGGCCAAUUUACAUUAUCAACUCAGUUGAGAAUACCAAAUUACCUAAUAUUUGACUUUGUUGUAAUGAUAACUUUUGUUGUCUUGCAGAGAAAUUUGACUUGGCAAAUUUUACAGGGGUUGAUAAGAGCAAGAUUGUUGGUAUGUUUGCUGCUAAUUAACCAUUAUUUAAUCCAUUAUUUAAUCUUGUACUGUACCAUGCUAACCUUUUUGUGCAUGUGCAAUACAAUUUUAGGAGGAGAAUAUCUAGAGGAAGUGAAAAAUGAUGAGGGGAAAGUUAUCAGCUUCCACUGCAAAUUGUGUGAGUGCAAGUUCAAUGAUCCAAACGCCAAAGAAGCACAUCUUGCAGGACGCCGACAUAGGCUAUCUUAUAAGGUUGGUGAAACAGGUGGAUUUGUGCUUUGUAGAAAAUUUGUCUUUUUUAUACCAAUUUUACAGUAUUCUGAACUUUUUAUAAACACUGUUUAUUUAUUUAUUUUUAUUUUUUUUUUUCAGAAAAAAGUUCAGCCUGAUUUGGUGGUUGAUGUUAAACCUGGUGGCCGUGGCCGUCUCAGCAAAGUGCAAGAAGACAAGUUUCGUCGACAGUGGGAACAAGAACAAUACUGGCAAUGGAAAAAGUACAAACAGUUUUCCUGAUUUUUUUAUUUUUUAUUUAGUGUUGGAUAAAUUUAGGAUAAAGCAGUGUUCCUUGCUCUGACCAAACUUGGUUUGUUUAUUCAUUUCUGGCACACAGGGGUAGACAUGAAGAAGAAUUGCGCCGUUGGGAGGAAGAGGAGUAUUACAGAAGAGUAGAAGAGGAAAGAUUCUGGGAAGAAGAAAGUCGUCGCCGUUUUGAAGCAGAAUUCUUUGAAUGGGGUCCAAGUCGUAUGGGUCCCCCAAGAGGUCCUCCAGGGCCAAUGGGACCACGCCCUCUCAUGGAAGGAGUUGGUGACAUGGGGCCGGUAAGCAUUUUUGUUUUAUACUGAACAAGCAGGAAGCUCUGGUUUAUUCUAUUACAUUUGAUUGAUCAGCAAAUCCUCAAUGUUGAAAUUAUCAUAAAUUUAUGGCAGACAGAAAGGAGCAUUGAUUUCUGAAUCUCCAGAAUGAAAGGGUUAAUUGAUAGUCUUCUUGUUAGAUCUCUGUGUAAUAUUGAUAGGUUUGAAACAAAAAAUUGAAUUUCCUCUGGGAAUGGGGGCAGUCACUUUCAGAGCUUUUCAUUUUAGAGAUUUUUAUAGGAAUAUCCUUGUGCAACUCUUUCAAGCUUGUAUCUAUUAGAUUUCAUGCCUUUUUGUACUGUAUCGCUUUCACCACAUGUACAGUGUAGUUGAUAACUAAUUUGUUUUGUCACCAUUAACAGCCCAUCCCACGUCCAAGGUACGAUACUCCUGAUGACCGCCUAGUGAUGGCAAAACAUUCUGCAAUUUAUCCCAAUGAGCAAGAGCUACAGGCAGUCCAGAAGAUUGUGUCUUCCUCAGAGAAGGCUUUAAAACUUGUGUCAGAUCUGAUUGCUGAACAAGAUCUUUCAACACAGCCUAAGAAAGAAGGGGAAGAAAUAAAAGAGGAAGUGAAGAUGGAGGUGAAAGAGUCGGAUGAGAGCAGUGACGAGAAAAAAGAAGAUGAGGAGAAGAAAGAUUCCAGCAAACCCUCCUCCCCACCCCGUAAGUUGAUCUUCAUCAGAUGAAUUGUGGUUUUUUUGUCCUAAGGGACUUGUCAGAAAUUAGCAGGGGGGGAGGGGGGGUGGGAAUUUUAAAUUUGGGUUCGGAAAUUAGGUGACCCAUCCCUGCAAUGGGAGUGAAAUUUGCUAACCCUCCCCCCUUGAGCUUGGCCUAAAAUAUCAUGAUCCCCUCUUGUAUAAAUGAUAAAAUCUAGUUCUUGCAAUACACUAGGUAAUGUCAGUAUUAUGAAAACUCAAAAUAUUUUCUAAUCUGUUCUUCGUCAUGCUACAUUUUUACAUUUCGAUUGAUCCGAACAUCCAAAUUCAAAGUCUUCAUCACUAGAACAAGUGGGUAAUUCAUCCCCUUCAUCUACCUCAAAUUCAUCAUGAUCAUCCACCUCUUCCAGAGGGAGAUUGUUUGUUUGUUUUGUGCCAAAUAAAGAAUCAGAUUCUUGGGAACCUUAAAUCACGGGCAUAUAUUUGCAUGACCCUCCCCUUUUAACUGCCCAUUUUUCAUGACCCUCCCUUUUCUGAGGCUCAAAAGUUUUCCCCCCCUUUUUCCACCCCCUCCCCUGCUAAUUCAUGACAAGUCCCUAAAUAAUGGGAAAUAUUUUAUCGGGUAAGAGCUUAAAGUUUUCUUUUACUGCUCUACAUGAAUGUGUUAACCCAAGGUAAAAGCUUUUGGUACUGUACUGUAGGAUGAGCUACAAACAAGCUCUGAGGUUUUCUAACAAUUGUUAUCAAACAUUUUAUCCCAUACUUAAUUUUCAUCAAGCUAUUUUUUGAUAUUUUUAGGAGCUCUUAAAGGUGUUAUGAGAGUUGGCGUGCUUGCAAAAGGCUUAUUACUUCAUGAACGCCUUGAUGUUGAUUUGGUUGUGCUUUGUCACGGUAAGGAAAUUCUUUUGAAUCCUUCUCUUAAAUAACUGUCUUUCAUGUAUAUUGUAUCUUGACCUUGAAUAGUUGCUUUGAAAUCCUUUUAUGACAUACCAUGAUCAGUUUGCUAAUUGGAGAUUGUUUUCCUUUUUUCGAGUAGAUAAACCAACAAAGAUGCUUCUGAACAGAGUAGCAGACCUCCUGCCAGCACAUCUUGCAGUAAGUAUAGGUUUUCAGUGGCAUACCAUUAGAAUCCUGAACAGCUUUUGUUUCAAGGGUGAAAAAUAAUCUGUUGCAAUCUUAUUUUUGUGGCAGAAAGUGACAGAAGAGAAGUAUGAUCUCAAGGUAGUGCCUGAGGAAGCUGCCAUGAAAAUUUCUACUGCAACUGACCCAAAGGUGGUGGUUACCAUCACUCUGACAUCACCUGUCAUGCGCGAGGGGGAGGAGGCAGAACACGGUACCUGUUAAAAUGACCUUCUACACUACCACAGGGCCCUUGUUAAGUCACUUUUUAGAUGCAACAAAAUUAACCUUAACCAAUUUGGAAAUUCUGAUUCUGAUUUACAUAUUUAGUUAAAAAGUUUUACACAGGAAGAAACAUAU
This is a messenger RNA of Pocillopora meandrina, 5993 nucleotides long. Lineage: Eukaryota; Metazoa; Cnidaria; Anthozoa; Scleractinia; Pocilloporidae. The record is from the annotation of a GenBank genome assembly.